AUAAACCCACGCAACUCCAAACACGUAGGCUAGAUCCAAAGAUUAAAAACUCACACAUUGUUAAAGAGGUUUUUUUGAAAAGAAACAAAGAUGAAUGCCGGAAAGCAAGCUUCGUGGGCGGUGGCGACGGCUAUCGCGGCGGUGGAAGUGCUAAAGGACCAAGGCGUUGCUCGGUGGAACUACCCUCUUCGUUUACUCCACAAAGAAGCAAUGGCUCGCGUCCGUACCAUCACAGUUCCAUCUCGUCCCUCUCCUCCUCCUCCGUCUUCAUCUUCAGCUGAUGUCAUGAGAUCCUCCAAACCCAUGACCACCACACCCUUUGAGAAAUCCUUUGAGAAAGCAAUGGGGCUUAGCUGCUUUGGUCCAACAACCGUUAGAUUCUAGAUCACUAGGUGUACGUAGGUAAAUCAGAAUGUGCGUCUAUGACGACUUGUUUUGUCAUUUGUGUUACCACAUCAUCAGGUCCACCAUAUGUUAAUUGUACUUGCCUACUUGGAACCAUUGUUCCAGCUUAAACAAUCCUUAAAUCAAUUUUGAAAUAAAAUAAA
Capsella rubella is the source of this 548-nucleotide messenger RNA. RefSeq lists its product as uncharacterized. The record is from RefSeq and is a predicted model, not a curated record. Bases 91 to 384 code for a protein of 97 amino acids. The transcript has a single exon. Lineage: Eukaryota; Viridiplantae; Streptophyta; Magnoliopsida; Brassicales; Brassicaceae.